This is a messenger RNA of Eimeria mitis, 1593 nucleotides long. RefSeq lists its product as uncharacterized. The transcript is spliced from 3 exons. The record is from RefSeq and is a predicted model, not a curated record. NCBI's taxonomy places the organism in Eukaryota, Apicomplexa, Conoidasida, Eucoccidiorida, Eimeriidae. Bases 1 to 1593 code for a protein of 530 amino acids.
AUGGGGUGGCAGCAGCAGCAGCUGCAGCAGCAGCUGCAGCAGCAACAGCUGCAACAGCAACAGCUACAGCAGCAACAACAGUUGCAGCAGCAACAACAACACCUGCAGCAGCAGCAGCAGCAGCAGCAGCAUCCGCACCAGCAAGCCUGGCUUCCUGAGCAGCAGUGGCAGAGUCAGCAGCAGCAGCUGCAGCAGCAGCAACUGCAGCAGCAACAGCUGCUGCUGCAGCAGCAGCAGCAGCAGCACCCGCAUCCUCCUCUUGCUGGUCUUGCUUCAUGGCAGCAGCAGCAGGGGGUGCCGCUGCAGCAGCAGCAGCAACUGCAGCAGCAGCAGCAAUUGCUGCAGCAGCAGCAGAACCCUCCUCUGGCUCACCAGCAGCAGCAGCGUUCGUUGCCCCUGCAGCAGGCGGAUUUCCAGCAGCAGCAGCAGCUGCAGCAGCAGCAGCUGCAGCAGCAACAGCUGCAGCAGCAACAACUGCAGCAGCAACCUGCACUGCAGCAGCAACAGCUGCAGCAGCAGCAACUGCAGCAGCAAAGGCUGCCGUCAGAUGACUCUUCGAUUCCUGCUGCACCGAGGCAUCUGCAGCAGCAGCAGCAGCAGCAGCAGCAGCAGCAGCAGCAACUGCAACUGCAGCAGCAGCAGCAACUGGAGCAACAGCAAAGGCAGCAGCAGCAAAUGCAGCAGCAACAAAUGCAGCAGCAACGCCAACAGCAGCUGCAGCAGCAGCCACAGCAGCAGCCGCAGCAGCACCCGAAGCAGGAACAGCAGCAGCAGCAGCAGCAACACCAACAGCAGCAGCAGCAGCAUCAGCAGCAACUAAAGCAGCAGCAAGCAUCCCGUAGGCCAUCUGAGCCCCCCCUAGAUGCAGGCGCGGCUCCCGCAGCAGCAGCAGCAGCAGCAGCAGCAGCAGGAACAGCAGCAGGAGCAGCAGCAGCAGGGAGCCCUUGCAGGGCGGCUGCUGGGGGGGUGUCUGGGCCUCCUCUUUCUGAUUCACGCAGCAGCAGCAGCAGCAGCAGCAGCAGCAACAACAGCAGCAGCAGCAGCAGCAGCAGCAGGGGAGGGGUAGAGGUUGUGCCGCUGCUGCAUCAGCUGCUGCAGCAGCUGCUGCAGCAGGUUGGCUGCGAGGCGCAGCAGGAGCCGCAGGACCUGCAGCGUUUAUCUCGCUUAGCUAACACAAUAACUUUUGGUAGUGCAGCAGGAGACUUGCUGCGGCAGCAUCGCUUGCAUGCAGCAGCAAGAGCAGCAUUAGAUGAAGACAGCGACGUAGCUGCUGCUGCUGCUGCUGCUGCUGCUGCUGCUGCAGCAGCAGCAGCACUACCGGGGCCCCCCACCGCGGGGGCCCCCACACCCUUCGGCCGCAAAAAUAUUUUAGGAAACACACCGGGGGGCCUCCCCCCCUACCUGCCUGAGGAUGUAAACGCAUGCACGCUGAUGCCUCCUUGGGCUCUUACUCUUACUAACAAACCCGGGGGGCCCCCCUGGGGGGCCCCCCGGGGGCCCCCCAGGGGGGGCCCGUACCCUGGCCUCAGACACUGCCGGGGGGCCCCCUUCAGGGGGCAAAGCUCUAGGGGGCCCCCAAGGGGGGCACCAUGA